CGCACAGAUACGCGCACAUCUCGUCGUCGUCGUGUCUUCAGAAUUCAGAUCGCACGUUCUCGCUGAGAGCCCUCGUGCCGUGCUAGCAGUAGCAGUACCAUAUGUUGGAAGGGAAGGCGGUGGUGGAGGACACCGACAUGCCGGCGAAGAUGCAGGCGCAGGCGAUGUCGGCGGCGUCCAGGGCCCUGGACCGCUUCGACGUCCUCGACUGCCGGAGCAUCGCGGCUCACAUCAAGAAGGAGUUUGACGCGAUCCAUGGCCCCGGAUGGCAAUGCGUGGUCGGCUCCAGCUUCGGCUGCUACUUCACGCACAGCAAGGGGAGCUUCGUCUACUUCCGCCUCGAGUCGCUCAGGUUCCUCGUCUUCAAAGGGGCGGCAGCAUGACAAGCGCCCAACGACAGGUAAGAUCACGACCAGGCGAAGCAGGAGGUGGAGGAUUCCCCCCCCACCGGCUUUAAUUUGUGGAGGGCGACGAGGUGGCACGGCGGCUGCUGCUGCUGCUGCUGGCGCGUGUGUGUGUGUGUGUGUGGAUAUUUCCUCGCUGUAGGAGUACGAUGGUACCAGUAGGCAGUAGAUUUGAAACAUCGUUGGAGAUUGGAAACAGUGGAAUUCAUCGCUGGUCAAAUUGCUUUUUUUGUAAGACGGAUGAAUUUGGUGAUAAUGGUGUAUGGAUGAAAAAAUUUUGAAUUUAUUUGGGGUUA
Sorghum bicolor (sorghum) is the source of this 700-nucleotide messenger RNA. Its product is annotated as dynein light chain LC6, flagellar outer arm. Gene Ontology annotation, biological process: microtubule-based process. The transcript has 2 exons. Bases 102 to 383 code for a protein of 93 amino acids. NCBI's taxonomy places the organism in Eukaryota, Viridiplantae, Streptophyta, Magnoliopsida, Poales, Poaceae. The record is from RefSeq and is a predicted model, not a curated record. Gene Ontology annotation, molecular function: dynein light intermediate chain binding; dynein intermediate chain binding. Gene Ontology annotation, cellular component: dynein complex.